Bacillus rossius redtenbacheri is the source of this 1573-nucleotide messenger RNA. It is a transcript of the gene Ppcs, whose product is annotated as phosphopantothenate--cysteine ligase. Bases 162 to 1085 code for a protein of 307 amino acids. Gene Ontology annotation, cellular component: cytoplasm; nucleus. The transcript has 6 exons. Gene Ontology annotation, biological process: coenzyme A biosynthetic process. Gene Ontology annotation, molecular function: phosphopantothenate--cysteine ligase activity. NCBI's taxonomy places the organism in Eukaryota, Metazoa, Arthropoda, Insecta, Phasmatodea, Bacillidae. The record is from RefSeq and is a predicted model, not a curated record.
UUUAUUCUAUGGUUGGGGCACGUGGCAUCAAUAAAAAUGCAGCUGAUAAUGACGUCUGCUGAUGUGGAUUUGAGGUUAUGUCAGGUGAUUUGUGUGGCCUGAUUAGCUCAACCAAAAUAACUAUUUUUAUUGGAAAUUGGCUAUAAGAGACAUCUGGCGAAAUGACCAGUCAAAUCGAAGAGUUCUAUGCGUCAAUUGCAGUUCCUUCCAAUUUCGAAGAAACCAAAAAACAAAUUCAGAAAUUUUGCGAACGUCAUUCCAACCAAAAAAUAGUUCUCGUAACGUCCGGGGGGACCACGGUGCCGCUGGAACACAACAUGGUGCGCUACCUGGACAACUUCAGUGCCGGGAGCAGGGGCUCCGCUUCCACGGAACACUUCCUGGACCGGGGCUACGCCGUCAUCUUCCUGCACAGGUUGAACUCCUUCGAGCCCUUCGUCAGACACUUCAGUGGAAACAGCAUUCUCGACAUGCUGGAGGCGAAGGGGGACGACCUGGUGGUGAGGCGGGAGUGGGUGGGCGCAGUGGCCCCGGUGCUGCAGAGGUACCGCGCCGUGCGGGCGGACGGGCGGCUGCUGAGCGUGCCGUUCAGCACGCUGGGGGACUACCUGUGGCUCCUGCGCGCGGCCAGCGAGCGCCUGGCCGCGCUCGGACCCCGCGCGCUGCUGUACCUCGCCGCCGCCGUCUCCGACUUCUACAUCCCGCCAGCGGACAUGCCGGUGCACAAGAUGCAGUCGGACGCGGGGCCGGUGAACAUCUCGCUGAAGAUGGUGCCCAAGAUGCUGGGGCCGCUCGUCAGCUCGUGGCUGCCGCGCGCGUACGUCGUGUCCUUCAAGCUGGAGACGGACGAGAGCCUGCUCCUGCAGAAGGCCCGGCGCGCGCUCACCACGUACAGGCACAAGCUGGUGAUCGCCAACCUGCUGAAGACGCGCAAGGAGCGCGUGGUGUUGGUGACGGCCGAUGCGGAGCAGGAGAUAACGGUGACAGCAGAGGAGUCGUCGAGCGGAGUCGAGAUCGAAGCCAAGAUCACCGCCGAGCUACUGCUGAGGCACGAACAGUUCAUCGCAGCGUCUGCUGGCAGAUAGCACGCGCACACCGCUCCCGUCUCGGCUAGCACGCGCACGCACAUCACGGCCGGGUUUUUAAUCUUUCAGUGUCGGGUUAGGGUUCAUGGUUUCAAAUCACAACACAUCAUGUUCGCUGUUUCUCAGUGGAAGAUCCAGGAACUCACGAGAGGGAAGUGAUGGGGUGUAACUCCCGGAAGUUUCUUUAUCCAGAGGACUACGUGGACUUCCCACUGAAUGUCCUCACCUGCAAGGGUGAUGUUACCGAGACAUCAUUGAGUCGACAUCACACAUUAACGUAAAAGCCCCGGAUCAUCUCACAUACAUAUCCACAAUACAUCUUACGAAAUGCUUACCGCUUGUCAGAUGGAUGUAAGGUAGUGAGUUUUUAACUGCAGAUAUUUAUUUAGUGUUAUUCCAUGUAUGUAUUUGGAACUUCAAAUAUUAUUUUAUUUUCAUUUUUAUGGAAUGUACUGCUUUGAUUAAAGAUUUUAGUGUUAUUCCAUGUA